AUGGAGCCCUCCAGAGCGCUUCUCGGCUGCCUGGCGAGCACCGCCGCUGCCGCCCCGCCGGGGGAGGAUGGAGCGGGGGCUGGGGCCGAGGAGGAGGAGGAAGAGGAGGAGGAAGCGGCGGUGGCCCCCGGAGAGCUGGGCUCCGACGCGCCGCUGCCCUACUGGACCGCCGUGUUCGAGUACGAGGCGGCGGGCGAGGACGAACUGACCCUGCGGCUGGGCGACGUCGUGGAGGUGCUGUCCAAGGACUCGCAGGUGUCCGGCGACGAGGGCUGGUGGACCGGGCAGCUGAACCAGCGGGUGGGCAUCUUCCCCAGCAACUAUGUGACCCCGCGCAGCGCCUUCUCCAGCCGCUGCCAGCCCGGCGGCGAGGACCCCAGUUGCUACCCGCCCAUUCAGUUGUUAGAGAUUGAUUUUGCGGAGCUAACUCUGGAAGAGAUUAUUGGCAUCGGGGGCUUUGGGAAGGUCUAUCGUGCUUUCUGGAUAGGGGAUGAGGUCGCCGUGAAAGCAGCUCGCCACGAUCCUGAUGAGGACAUCAGCCAGACCAUAGAGAACGUCCGCCAGGAGGCCAAGCUCUUUGCCAUGCUGAAGCACCCCAACAUCAUUGCUCUUCGGGGGGUGUGUCUGAAGGAACCCAACCUCUGCUUGGUCAUGGAGUUUGCCCGCGGAGGACCUUUGAAUAGAGUGUUAUCUGGGAAAAGGAUCCCCCCAGACAUCCUGGUUAACUGGGCUGUGCAGAUUGCCAGAGGGAUGAACUACUUACAUGAUGAGGCGAUUGUCCCCAUCAUCCACCGCGACCUUAAGUCCAGCAACAUAUUGAUCCUCCAGAAGGUGGAGAAUGGAGACCUGAGCAACAAGAUUCUGAAGAUCACUGAUUUUGGCCUGGCUCGGGAAUGGCACCGAACCACCAAGAUGAGUGCGGCAGGGACAUAUGCUUGGAUGGCACCUGAAGUCAUUCGUGCCUCCAUGUUUUCCAAAGGCAGCGAUGUGUGGAGCUAUGGGGUGCUGCUUUGGGAGCUACUGACUGGUGAGGUGCCCUUCCGAGGAAUUGACGGCUUAGCAGUCGCCUAUGGAGUGGCCAUGAACAAGCUCGCCCUCCCCAUCCCUUCUACAUGCCCAGAACCUUUUGCCAAACUCAUGGAAGAUUGCUGGAAUCCCGACCCCCACUCACGACCAUCCUUCACAAGCAUCCUGGACCAGCUGACUACCAUAGAGGAGUCUGGCUUCUUUGAAAUGCCCAAGGACUCCUUCCACUGCCUGCAGGACGACUGGAAACAUGAGAUUCAGGAGAUGUUUGACCAACUCAGGGCCAAAGAAAAGGAGCUCCGCACCUGGGAGGAGGAACUGACGCGGGCUGCGCUGCAGCAGAAGACUCAGGAGGAGCUGCUUCGGCGCCGGGAGCAGGAGCUGGCCGAGCGGGAGAUAGACAUCCUGGAACGGGAGCUCAACAUCAUUAUCCACCAGCUGUGCCAGGAGAAGCCCCGGGUGAAGAAACGCAAGGGCAAGUUCCGGAAGAGCCGGCUGAAGCUCAAGGAUGGAAACCGCAUCAGCCUCCCUUCCGAUUUCCAGCACAAGUUCACGGUCCAGGCCUCCCCGACCAUGGACAAAAGGAAGAGUCUCAUCAACAGUCGCUCCAGUCCUCCUGCAAGCCCCACCAUCAUUCCUCGCCUUCGAGCCAUCCAGUUGACACCAGGUGAAAGCAGCAAAACCUGGGGCCGGAGCUCAGUCGUCCCAAAGGAGGAAGGGGAGGAGGAGGAGAAGAGGGCUUGCAAGAAGAAGGGACGUACGUGGGGACCAGGCACACUUGGUCAGAAGGAGCUUGCCUCAGGAGACGAAGGAUCCCCUCAGAGACGUGAGAAAGCUAAUGGUUUAAGUACCCCAUCAGAAUCUCCACAUUUCCACUUGGGCCUCAAGUCCCUGGUAGAUGGAUACAAACAGUGGUCGUCCAGUGCCCCCAACCUGGGGAAGGGCCCGAGGAGCAGCUCGGCCCUGCCAGGGUUCACCAGCCUUAUGGAGAUGGAAUCUUAUUCUUGCUGCUGCAUUCCCAUUUCCUAUUUCCCAUCUGCUCCUCUCAUCUUUACAGAGGAUGAGGACAGCGAAGGCCCAGGGAGUGGGGAGAAUCGUCUACAGCAUUCGCCCAACCAGUCCUACCUCUGUAUCCCAUUCCCUCGUGGAGAAGAUGGGGAUGGCCCCUCCAGUGACGGAGCCCACGAGGAGCCCACCCCAGUCAACUCAGCCACUAGUACCCCUCAGCUGACGCCAACCAACAGCCUCAAGCGGGGUGGCACCCACCACCGCCGCUGUGAGGUAGCUCUGCUCGGCUGUGGGGCUGUCCUCGCAGCCACAGGCCUAGGCUUUGACCUGCUGGAAGCUGGCAAGUGCCAGCUGCCUCUCCCGGAGGAGCCUGAGCCACCAGCCCGGGAGGAGAAGAAGAGGCGUGAAGGUCUUUUCCAGAGGGCCAGCCGUCCUCGUCGGAGCACCAGCCCCCCAUCCCGGAAGCUCUUCAAGAAGGAAGAGCCCAUGCUGUUGCUUGGAGACCCCUCCGCCUCCCUAACACUGCUGUCUCUCUCCUCCAUCUCCGAGUGCAACUCCACCCGCUCCCUGCUACGUUCAGACAGUGACGAGAUUGUGGUCUACGAGAUGCCUGUCAGCCCAGUGGAGGCCCCAGCCCUGACCCCCUGCACCCACAACCCCUUGGUCAAUGUCCGAGUGGAGCGCUUCAAACGGGACCCUAACCAAUCCCUGACUCCCACCCAUGUCACCCUGACGGCCCCCGCACAGCCCAGUGGUCACCGGCGGACUCCUUCGGAUGGGGCCCUCAAGCCCGCGGUCCUCGUAGCCAGCAGGAGCCCUUCUAGCAAUGGGUUGAGCCCCAGCCCUGGAGCAGGAGUGUUGAAAACCCCCAGCCCCAGCCGAGAUCCAGGUGAAUUCCCCCGUCUCCCUGACCCCAAUGUCGUCUUUCCCCCGACCCCGAGGCGCUGGAACACACAGCAGAACUCGACCUUGGAGAGACCCAAGACCCUGGAGUUUCUGCCUCGGCCACGUCCCUCUGCCAACCGGCAGCGGCUGGACCCUUGGUGGUUUGUGUCCCCCAGCCAUGCCCGCAGCACCUCCCCAGCUAACAGCUCCAGCACAGAGACCCCCAGUAACCUGGACUCCUGCUUGGCCAGCAGCAGCAGCACUGUGGAGGAGCGGCCCGGGCUGCCGGCCCUGCUCCCGUUCCAGGCGGGGCCGCUGCCCCCCGCCGAGCGGACGCUCCUGGACCUGGACGCAGAGGGCCAGAGCCAGGACAGCACUGUGCCACUGUGUCGGGCUGAACUGAACACACACAGGCCUGCCUCUUACGAGAUCCAGCAAGAAUUCUGGUCUUAG
This is a messenger RNA of Pteronotus mesoamericanus, 3372 nucleotides long. RefSeq names its product mitogen-activated protein kinase kinase kinase 9 (gene MAP3K9). The record is from RefSeq and is a predicted model, not a curated record. The transcript has 12 exons. Gene Ontology annotation, molecular function: ATP binding; protein binding; MAP kinase kinase kinase activity. Bases 1 to 3372 code for a protein of 1123 amino acids. Gene Ontology annotation, cellular component: cytoplasm. Gene Ontology annotation, biological process: protein phosphorylation; signal transduction. NCBI's taxonomy places the organism in Eukaryota, Metazoa, Chordata, Mammalia, Chiroptera, Mormoopidae.